GUGUCAGAGGGAGCAGGGUCCCAGAAAAUCCCCCCUGCCCCACGUGGGCUCGGUGGUUUGUGUGGGAUUCGCCUCUGGGAAUUGUGCUUUGGGGAUAUGGGGUUGGUCCAGCCCUGCCACCCCCGUCGUCACACGCUGGGGAGUCUGCACUGAGGAACUACUGGGAAUUUUACUGUGAAACCUGCGUGUCUCUCCCAGACAAGGGGAACUGGGAGGAUUCAUAUUGCUGGGGGAGGAGGAUAAACAAAUUGAAGACUUUAAUCUUCCCUGGCUCAUCACUGGCAUCAAACCCACCCAAAAUCAGCUGAGUCACACUGGCCCAGCAGCCAGCUGGGUGGGGGCAGGUUUGAGAUAAACAUUUUGCUAUCAAGGCCUGUCCAGACCUUGUUUAUUCACUUCUCUCCCACCCUGAGCCGCCCACGCUGCAGUUUGGGGGGGUCCAAUCCUGCCAAGGGCAGAGACUUCAUCAUUUUCUGGAUGUGAGGAUCGAUCAGUGCUCUGCACACGGGGAGUGUUGGGUGGGUUUGGGUGUCUGCAGAGCAGGACUCAUCUGGGCAGAGCUUGUUCUUGGCAUAGGAAGCACCAUCUGAAUGGUGACGCAGCAAAAGCGGGGGGGAACUGAAGGGACUCGCUCAUUUUUUAAGGGGAAACAUUGGGCAAAGCUAUUUAUCCCAGGACCUCUGCCCUAAUCCUGCUUCAGCCACGUUCCUGGACACUCCACUAUCAGCCCUGUCCCACAGGAGGGUGUUAAAAACCCUCUGUGACCCAUAAAUGCCCUUUCUCACACACGUCUCCCAAAGGAAGAGGCAUUUUGUUCCUGGUGUCAAGGUAGACACUGAGAAGCCCAGCAGAGCCGCCACCAUGGUGCACUGGUCAGCAGAGGAGAAGCAGCUCAUCAGCAGCAUCUGGGGCAAGGUCAACGUGGAGGAAUGUGGGGCCGAGGCCCUGGCCAGGCUGCUGAUCGUCUACCCCUGGACCCAGAGGUUCUUCUCCAACUUCGGGAACCUCUCCAGCCCCACAGCCAUCAUCGGCAACCCCAAGGUCCGUGCCCACGGCAAGAAGGUGCUCACCUCCUUCGGGGAGGCCGUCAAGAACCUCGACAACAUCAAGGGCACCUACUCCAAGCUGUCGGAGCUGCACUGUGAGAAGCUGCACGUGGACCCCGAGAACUUCAGGCUCCUCGGAGACAUCCUCGUCAUCGUGCUGGCCUCCCACUUCGGCCGGGAUUUCACCCCCGCCUGCCAGUUCGCCUGGCAGAAGCUGGUGGGUGUCGUGGCUCACGCCCUGGCCCGCAGGUACCACUGAGCCCCCGGGCAGAGCGGGAGCGCGGGGGGAUGUCCCGGGGACCCCUCGGGCCGCGACCGCCAAAUAAACGC
This is a messenger RNA of Chiroxiphia lanceolata (lance-tailed manakin), 1376 nucleotides long. RefSeq names its product hemoglobin subunit epsilon. The transcript has 4 exons. Gene Ontology annotation, molecular function: oxygen binding; haptoglobin binding; organic acid binding. Gene Ontology annotation, biological process: hydrogen peroxide catabolic process; oxygen transport. The coding region runs from base 772 to 1305 and encodes 177 amino acids. NCBI's taxonomy places the organism in Eukaryota, Metazoa, Chordata, Aves, Passeriformes, Pipridae. Gene Ontology annotation, cellular component: blood microparticle; hemoglobin complex; haptoglobin-hemoglobin complex. The record is from RefSeq and is a predicted model, not a curated record.